This is a messenger RNA of Nematostella vectensis (starlet sea anemone), 862 nucleotides long. RefSeq names its product universal stress protein YxiE. The record is from RefSeq and is a predicted model, not a curated record. The transcript has 4 exons. Lineage: Eukaryota; Metazoa; Cnidaria; Anthozoa; Actiniaria; Edwardsiidae. Bases 95 to 562 code for a protein of 155 amino acids.
GGACGAGGCGUGCAUUUGCUCAUCGCGCAGUCAACUGAGCGAAGUACUUCACCUUUACCUCUGCUUCUCCAUUUUUCUGGUGUAAUAUUUAGACAUGGCCUCGGAAGAACCCAAGAAGGUUAGGAGAAUCCUUCUCCCUAUAGACUCAAGCAAGCACAGCGAAGAUGCUUUCGAGUGGUAUGUAAACAAUAUGCACCAUGAAGAGGAUGAAUUAAUAUUGGUUCAUGUCCUUGACUCUGCAGCUAUUCAGACUAAGGUGUCCUCACAUGGUCUAGUUGAUGAUGAAUUUAAGAAUGAGAUGAAUAAGGGCUUCAAAGAGGUGAAAGCUCUAGAGGAGAAGUAUAAAACCAAGGCAGAGACAGCUUCACUUAGGGCCAAGAUUGAAGUGAGAGGAGGGAAGCCAGGUGAAACAAUUUGUCAAUGCAGCAAAGAUGAACACUGUGACCUGAUCUUAAUGGGUAGUCGUGGGUUAGGGUCCAUCCGCCGCACCAUCUUAGGAAGUGUCAGUGACUAUGUGCUGCACCAUGCACAUGUUCCAACCAUUAUUAUACCUAAAAAAUAGAAGUAUUUGUUAUGGCUGAUCAACCUUUCAAACAUUUAAAGCCAUGUAUUACAUCACAUUCUUACAAACCUAAAAUGCACUGGCCAAAAUUUCUUUAAUGGGUUCCAAAAAAGGCUUGUUAAAUGUUGGAGUAGUUGAGAAGUUAUUUACACUUGGUUAUGAAUUUUACAUUUUAUACAUUUUUGAAUUACUUAUACUGUAUAUGCAAACUGUAAGUGUGUUAGCUGUGCAUUGUGUGAUUAGGAAAAAAGAGAGAUGUACUAGGUGUUGUGCUAUCAAUAAAAUUGGUUCAUUCUUUGA